GUUUAUUUGAAAUAAGCAGGUCACAUUUCAACGUCAUAGAUUUUAAAAGAUUCUAUAUUAAGCAAUAUAAUGCAAAGCAAUGGAAAAUCGUAACUGGGAAACUGUUUUGAUAGAAUGGGUGAACUGUUUAAAAUUGUGUAAACCAAUACGGAAUUUAAUGGAUCUUCAUGAUGGCGAUUUCUUCAAGAACCUCCAUAAAAUAAUUAAAAAAUCACCAGAUGUUCCAGACGAACUAACAUUUAUUCUUUGGCUGAUCGGACAACAUUAUAAAAAUUUUGAAGUGAAGAACCAGCCAAGUAUUCACGUCAGCGACCUAUCACGCGAUGAUCUCCUAAAAAUAACAUCACUCCUCAUGCAUUAUACGUGUAUACAUGACAGGAGGAAUGUACUUACUUCUCCACUAUGUUACAAUCUACACCCGGCAACUCAAAUUUUGAUAAAAAGUUUUUUGGAAAAAAUGGACAACAACAUUACGAAUGAGACCUUAGAGAAAGUUAUCCUAAAUAUUUUUGCUGAGGUAAAAAAACAGACUUCAUAUUUGGAUUUGAGCAUUUUAAGCUGUGCAACAGAGAGCCCGCUCCAAGAUGUACUACAGACUCCGGCCUCAAAAAAGUUUAAACUUCGAGAGAAAGAUAAGGAAAUUGUUAAAUUACGACAGGACUUGGAGUUAGAAAAAGAAGAGAAAUCCGAUUUAGCUGAAGAAUUGCAGUCACUGAUGGAAAAGAAUUCAAAAUUGGAAACUCAGCUGUCCCAAAAACGUGCAGAAAUUAAGAGAUUGAAAUCUGAAGUUGAUAAUUUGGAGAACAGAACUCCUCCAUAUCAUCAAGAUAAGGACGCGAGAAGUACACAAAGGCUAUUAAAGUUGGAAAUAUCUAAUCUGGAAGAGUAUAUUGAAAAGUGUCACCAUGAAGAAGAGGAAUUAAGAAGAGAAAAAGAUAACUUAAAGGAUAAGUUACGAAAGUUACAAGCAGAAUGUUUUAUGUGGCAGGAAAAAUUUAUCAAUGUAGAGGAAAAGUUUGAAAUUCUCAGUGAACAUUCGACAGAACUUGAAUCUAAAAACGAAAAUCUUUUGGCGCAUUGUGCUGAACUUGAAUCCCUUUUGGGCGAAUUCCGAUCGAAGUCCAAUAAUGGAAGUUCUUUAGAUGACAGUGCUAGCCUCGAGCGCUAUUACACUAGAAGGUCAAGAAACUCUCUCCCAAUGCAACUCGACGAAGAUUUGGCUCAUUCUGUUGUGGAUAUCCAACUCAAAGACGUAGAGAAAAAAUUAAGUGACACCUUGGAAAAUUUGGAAUUUGUUUUGAAAGAAAAGAAUAACUUACAACACAUUUUGCAGAAUAUUACAAUAGAAAAAGAGACUAUUGAGUAUGAUCUAAAAAAAUCUCUUUGUCAUUGUGAAGAAAUUUCAAAUAAAAACCGACAAUUAGAAAAAGAAAUACAAAAUAUUCAGUCUCACAAAGUUUUGUUAGAAAAAUAUUUAUCAGAAGAAACUGCCUGGAGCGAUGAAUUAAAUUUUUUUUUAGCCGAUAUUUCCAAGGAAUAUACAAACGAAAAUUUGGCGGAUGAAAUCAAACGACUUGAAGAAGCUGUUCAACAACUAAAAAGCACAUACUGCAUUUUUGAGACGACUGAUGAUGCUAAGGAAAAAAGUAAAAGUGCUAAAAAAGAAAUUUUACAAAAUUUACAAAACAUUAUAAAGGAAAAGAGUAAAUUGAUUUUAAAACUUAAUGCAUUGUCAAGAGAUUUAGAUAAAAUUUUAAAAGAAAAUGACUUGUUAUCAAAAAAUUUAGAGCAGAUGCGAUCUACGCAAGCAGAGGAAUUGAAAAUUAGGAAUCUAGACUUGAAUAAAUUUGAACGUUGCGAAAUGACCCGAAAAGAUUUAGAAAACCAAAUGGAAAAUAUAAUUGCAGAGAGAAAUCAGUUAAUCAAACAAAUAGAUAAAGUUAGUUUAGAUUACGGAAAACUUAUGAAAGAAAAGGAGCAAACUGCAUUAGCUCUUAAAAUUAGCGAAAAUGAAAAAGACCAACUGAAUGGAGAAAUAAAGCAACUUUUUGUAAAAUAUGAGUUAUCUGAACUUGAAAAAACUAAAUUGGCCAUUUGUAACGAAAAUAUUCAAAAGGAAAAUGUUUUACUUAUUGAGGAAACCAAAAAGAUAAUGACCGAUAAAGAAGAAAUCACCCUAAAUUUCCAAAAUCUUGAGAAAGACAAACAAGAACUUCUUGCCAAAGUCGACUACUUAUCUGUUGCUUUAGGCAAAAUAUCAAAUUCAAAAGAUGUAUUGCUAAAAAAUUCUGAAGAAAUGCAGGUUGAAUAUCAAACUUUGGAAGCAAGACUACAAAAAAUCGUGAAUAAAAAUGCAGAGCUACUAAAGAAGAAAGAUGAUUUGGUUUGUGAUUUGCAAAGCCAAUUGGAAAAGAUAAUUCUAGAAAAAGAAGGUGUAAACAAAAAAAUAAAGGAAAUUAGUUUUGAUCGCGAAAAACUUACAAAAGAAAAACAGGAAAUUGCGUUAACUCUUCAAGUUAGCCACAAGGAAAAAGAUCGAUUGAAUAAAGAAAUAAAGGAAACCCAUGCAAAAUAUGAAUUAUCUGUACUGGAAAACGCUAAAUUGAAAGCUUGUAAUGAAAAUCUGCGGAAGGAAAAUGUUUCACUUAAUGAGGAAACAAAAAAGUUGAAAAAGGAUACAGAAGAGAUUGCACUAAAUUUUCAAAAUAUUGUAACAGACAAACAAGAUCUUCUUGCAAAAGUUAAAAAAUUGUCUAUUGAUUUGGACCAAAUGUUGAAUGAAAAAAAUUUAUUACUAAAGAAUGUUGAAGAAAUGCAGCUAAAAUGUCAAAAUUUGGAAAGUAAAUUAGCAGAAACGUUGAUCGAUAAAGCAGAAUUACUGAAGAUAAAGGAUGAUUUGCUUUGUGAUUUGGAAAACAAAUUGGAAGAGAUAAUUAUAGAAAAAGAACAUGUAAUCAAACAAAUAGAGGAAAUUAGUAGUGAUCGCGAAAUACUUAAGAAGGAAAAACAGGAAAUUGCGUUAACCCUUCAAGUUAGCCACAGGGAAAAAGAUCAAUUGGAUAAAGAAAUAAAAGAAACGCAUGCAAAAUAUGAAUUAUCUGUACUGGAAAACGCUAAAUUGAGGGCUUGUAAUGUAAAUCUGCAGAAAGAAAAUGUUUCACUUAUUGAGGAAACAAAAAAGUUAAAAACUGAUACAGAAGAGAUUGCACAAAGUCUUCAAAAUAUUGUAACAGACAAACAAGACCUUCUUGCUAAAGUUGAAAAAUUAUCUUUUAAUUUAGACCAAAAGUCGAAUGAACAAAAUUUAUUACUAAAGAACUUUGAGGAAAUGCAGCUAAAAUGCUAUAAUUUGGAAAGUAAAUUAGCAGAAACAUUGAUUGAUAAAGCAGAACUACUAAAGAUAAAAGAGGAUUUGCAAAACAAAUUGGAAAAGGUAAUUAUAGAAAAAGAAGAUAUAAUCAAACAAAUAGAGGAACUAAGGAAUAAAAGCGAAAUAGUUAGAAAAGAAAAAGAGGCAAUUGAAUUAAUUGUUCAAAUUAGCCAAAAGGAGAAAGAUGAAUUCCAUAAAGUAAUGAAAGAAACCUGUACGAAGUAUGAAUUAUCUGAACUCGAAAAAACUAAAUUGACAGUUUGUAACGAAAAUCUUCAAAAAGAAAAUGUUUUACUUAUUGAAGAAACCAAUAAGUUGAUAGCUGAUAAAGAAACAAUUGCACUAAAUUUUCAAAAUAUUGCAACAGACAAACAAGAACUUCUUGCUAAAGUUGAAAAAUUGCAAAACAAAUUAGAAAAAAUAGUCUCUGAAAAAGAACAGGUACUUAAAGAAAACUGUGAAAGAAACAAAAUACUACAAACCCUUACAAAGGAAAAGGAAACAAUUUUAUUGUCGCUUAAAAUCAGUCAAAAGGAAACACAAAAAAUUAAGAAAGAGAGAAAUGAAAUUAUAGAAUCUCAAACAAAAAUUAUGAAAGAGACAGAGAGAAACAUCUUAAGAGCUCGCGAAAAUAACCUUGAAGAAAAGAAUGAACUUCUUAAACGUAUCGAAAUAAGUGAACAAGGGAAAUACGACUUAAAACAGCAAUUGGACAAAAUUCAACAAACUUAUGCGAUGGCUGUUACUGCUAAUUCGAAAUACGAAAUGGAUAACGUUAAUUUGAGAAAAGUUAUAGAAGAGCGUAAUAAUCAAAUACUGGCUUCCAAUCAAUUAAAAGAGGCAUAUGAGAAACUGUUAGAAGAGAACAGCAAAUACAUGACAGAAGUAGAUACCAUGAAAUACAAGCGGACAAGGGAUAAAGAGGAAUUUUUAAAUAUAUUAAAAAAAGAAAAAGCAGACCAUGAAUCAAGGCAAAGUAAAAAAAUUAGAGAAGUGAGGACCGAGUAUGAAGAAAAACUGGAAAAAAUGAAGGUUAAAAUGUUAAAAUUGUAUCAAGAAGAAUUAAGCAAGGAGAUGAAAAAAGUAAAAAGUGAUCAAGAUUCAACUUCUUAUCUUUAUCCAACAAUUGAAGAUCUUCGUAGCGAACUUUUCGAAGCCAAACGAAAAAUUCAUAUGUUAGAAGCACAGAAGGAAAUGUUUAUUUUAAGAGAGAAAUGUAUUUCCAGGGAAUCUAUUCAGAUGCUUUCUGAAGAAAAAAGUUCUUUUAAACAAAGUAUGUCGAGUUUAAGGAGUAUGGGCAAAGGAAAUAAAGUUGCUGAUUGGGAUACACUUUCCAGUACCAGGAGUAGUAUAUCACUGAAAAAUAGUGAACAUACUAGAAAAAAUUGCACUGUUACAAGGGAACAAGUGGUUGUUCAGGAAGGGAAUUCCGAACUUUCUGGCAGACCUCGCGAAUUUAUACAAGAAGCUGUUACAGUCUCAAGGAGAACGUCCAUUCACAGCAUUGGUCAAAACUUUGAAAUGGAAGACGAAGACGAUCAUUUAUUUAACAAUAAGUACCUGACAGAUCUUAAAGAAGGUCGUUGCAAUGUGACAGACCAACAGACAAAAUCUGGUCGUAUGUCUGAAUUAGCUUGGAGAAAUUCCAUGGUGCCUCCUCAUUUAAAGUCUUCAUAUCCUGCAGAACUGCAAUUCGUUAGUCCGACUAGGUUUAAGGAGGAUGAUAUAAAGGCUGGGAAUAUUGAAUUAGACAACAGCAUGUGCAAGCUUUUGCCAGGAGAAAAAACACGCCCGAGAAAAGACUUUGGCACCACAACAUAUAAAAAACCUGGGCCUCCGACUCCCAGCAAAAAUGGCGGCCGUCUUUCACUACAAGGAACUGAAAUUCUACCUCUAAGGGAAGUCAAUUCUGGGUCUAAAAAGGUUACACCAAGUCGCAUAAAAGCACUUUUCAUGGGCGGGCGCAGAGAAAGUACCCAAAGAGAAAAUGUUGAGAAUGGUACGCCGAGAACAAAACGGCUAAGUAACAUCUUCCGCAACAAGAAAUUAAAAGAACCUGUUCCACAUAACUUAUUUGGGCCCUGAUUAUUAAUUCGUUUUUUUUUUGUAAAUUUUAUGUCAUUU
Molecule: messenger RNA, 5494 nt
Organism: Cylas formicarius (sweet potato weevil)
Lineage: Eukaryota; Metazoa; Arthropoda; Insecta; Coleoptera; Brentidae
Exons: 13
Coding region: 80-5455 (1791 amino acids)
Source: RefSeq, a predicted model, not a curated record